ACUUCUUUUUACAGCAAAAUUCGUCAGGAGGCCAUUGGUAGAGGGAUAAGUGGCCUUCCAUUAGAUGGAAUACUGAAAUACUUAGCUGACAUCGCCUACGUGCAUAAGGGGAAUGUGGAGAAGCAUAUUCGAAGUGGAUCUCUCCAACAGUGGGCCAAAGACAAAUUCUGCCAUAAGGAUUCAAGUGGUGCUCAAAGCCAAGCCAAACCAAAAAGUCAGACUACUUUGACUCAAUGCGUUACAGAAUCCGCAAAGAGGAAUUACACCCGCCUUUUCAACACAGUGUUUUCACUGGUUAUGGCAGAAAAGCCAUUUGCAGAUUUCCCAUUUGCGAUUAAGAUGCAAAAAAGAGAAAUGGCUUGGAAUUUUUGCCAGGCAAUGAUCAUGAACAUUCUGGUUCCAUAUUUGUCCACUUGUUGGCAGAAGCUUUGA
This is a messenger RNA of Porites evermanni, 432 nucleotides long. The record is from the annotation of a GenBank genome assembly. NCBI's taxonomy places the organism in Eukaryota, Metazoa, Cnidaria, Anthozoa, Scleractinia, Poritidae.